AUGGUGCUGGAGGAACUGGAGGACUCUGGGGAGAAGAGGAAGAUUGGAGAAGGAUAUAGAGAAAAGAGAAAGAAGAGUAUAAAUCUUAAGGGAAGUGAGAGGGGAAACAUAGAGUUGAGGGAGAAAUGGAAAGAUGAGAAAGAAAAGGGAAGAAACUACAACUUGAUCUGUAUGGUGAAUACAGUUUUGAAGAAGGAGAAUCACAUAUCCUAUUCAGUACAUGUCUCGGAGGAUUAUCCAGAUAACACAUAUGUUUCCAGUUCAGAUAAUGAUGAAGAUGUGUUAGUUACAACAGAGUCAAUCCCAGUAAUUUUCCAUAGAAUCGCAACAGAAUUAAGAAAAACCAGUGAUGUUAACUGUUGCUUAUCUAUAAAAUCAAAAUUACAGAGGGAAAAUGGAGAGGACUCAAGGCACAAUAGUGCAGUUGAAGAAGAUUCUGAAGGAGAUAAUGAUUCUGAAGAGUUUUAUUAUGGGGGACAGGUUAACUACGAUGGAGAACUUCACAAGCACCCACAACUGGAAGCUGAUUUGACAGCAGUGAGAGAGAUCUAUGGGCCUAAUGCAGUAUCUCUCAGGGAAUAUGGAGCCAUUGAUGAUGUAGACAUUGAUCUGCAUAUUGAUGUUAGCUUUCUUGAUGAAGAGAUUGCUGUGGCUUGGGAUGUAAUCCGCACAGAGCCUAUAAUAGUGCGAUUGCACUGUUCACUUACACAGUACUUAAAUGGUCCAGUACCCACCGUGGAUGUAUUUCAGAUCUCUACUAAGGAAAGAUUUGGGUUGGGACAUCAGCUGAAAAAAAUAAUGCAGACGUUUGUUACACAGCAGUGGAAAAAUAGCAAAGAAAAAUCAAAUUGUACGCACAAUAAGAAAGUGUCUGAGAAAAAGGUGAAAUCCCCUCUGCACAUCUUUUCUACAUUGCGCAGGUCGCCAAGUUAUCCUCCACCUGGCUGUGGUAAAAACAAAUCAAAACUGAAAUCUGAACAAGAUGGCAUCUCCAAAACUCACAAGCUACUGAGAAGGACUUGUUCUAGCACAGUUAAGUCCGAGGAUGUGUGUGCCACAAAGUCUCACAGAACUUUUGGCCGUUCAUUGUCUAGUGAUCCUAGGGCUGAGCAGACUAUGGCUAUUAAAUCGCACAAACUGUUGAAUCGUUCUUGCUCGGCAGCUGUCAAGCAAGAAGAAUGCAUCACUCUAAAGCCCCAAAAACUCCUAAGCAGAUCAUGUUCUGGGGAUCCUCGAUGUGAGCACAAUAGCACCUUGAAGCCUCACAAACUUUUAAGCAGGUCUUAUUCCAGUAAUCUUAGAAUGGAAGAAUUAGAUGGACUGAAGAAUCACAAGUUACUCAGCAAGUCAUACUCCAGUGCCCCUAAGUCAUCCAAAAUGGAGUUUUUCAAAGAACCCACCAUAGCAGAGGGCAGGAGGCUCUCUCUUACCUCAGGGCUUAUUGGUAUCUUAACGCCAUCUUCCUCAUCACCUUCGCAAGCUGCUCCGAAUUAUGGUGCAAAAUGCAUUCCAAUACGAGACAAUGGCUUUCUUGUGCAGACUAUUGAGUUUGCUGAGCAGCGGAUACCAGUGCUGAAUGAAUACUGCGUAGUUUGUGACGAACCACAUGUGUUUCAGAAUGGCCCCAUGCUGAGGCCCACAGUAUGUGAACGGGAGCUGUGUGUUUUUGCUUUCCAAACUCUAGGAGUAAUGAAUGAAGCUGCAGAUGAAAUUGCCACUGGGGCUCAGGUGGUAGAUUUAUUAGUAUCCAUGUGUCGAUCGGCAUUAGAAUCACCCCGGAAAGUUGUCAUUUUUGAGCCAUAUCCUUCUGUAGUUGAUCCUGAUGAUCCUCAGGUGCUGGCCUUUAAUCCAAGGAAGAAGAAUUAUGAUCGAGUCAUGAAAGCAUUGGAUAGUAUUACUUCUAUUAGAGAAAUGACACAGGCACCAUAUUUGGAAAUAAAGAAGCAGAUGGAUAAACAGGACCCGCUUGCGCAUCCUCUUCUGCAGUGGGUUAUUUCUAGUAAUAGGUCACAUAUUGUGAAACUACCAGUGAACAGGCAACUGAAGUUUAUGCACACUCCCCAUCAGUUCCUCCUUCUCAGCAGUCCACCAGCCAAAGAAUCCAAUUUCAGAGCUGCUAAAAAUCUCUAUGGAAGUACCUUUGCAUUUCAUGGUUCACACAUUGAAAACUGGCACUCCAUCCUGAGGAAUGGCUUAGUUGUUGCUUCCAAUACAAGGCUGCAGCUCCAUGGUGCAAUGUUUGGAAUUGGGAUCUACCUUAGUCCAUUGUCAAGCAUAUCAUUUGGUUACUCAGGGAUGAAUAAGAAGCAGCAGAAGGUGUCAGCUAAGGAUGAACCUGCUUCAAGCAGUAAAGGCAGUAAUGCAUUACAGUCACAGAAAAAAGGACAGCAAUCCCAAUUUUUGCAAAGCCGUAAUUUAAAAUGCAUAGCCUUAUGUGAAGUGAUAACCUCACCUGAUCUGCACAAACAUGGGGAGAUAUGGGUAGUUCCCAACACUGAUCAUGUGUGUACGAGAUUCUUCUUUGUUUAUGAAGAUGGCCAAGUGGGUGAUACAAGUAUAAAUACACAAGAAACAGGCAUUCACAAAGAGAUUCUUCGAGUCAUCGGUAAUCAAACUGCUACUGGACACUACCUCAAGAUGAAAGGCAAACUUAUUGACUAAGCUAAACAAGGUCUUCUGUUUGAAGAGCAGUUAAAAUAUCACAUGUAAGUCUAAAAAGUCGUUAAAAAAAUCUCCAGUCUCCUCUGCCAUGGUUGUAACUAUACUUAGUUUCACCACUUGUAGUGCUCAUGACUGUAAGGAAAUUUAUACUUCAAGUAAUGUUGAUAAAUAAUGGAGAGUUCUAUUUCUGAAGGUUUUGUUCGGCUGGUUGAGUUUUGGGAUAUUGCUUUGGAAGUUUUGGAUUUGUAAGUAUUUUGCUCUUUUUCCACCAUAUUGGAUAUAUGUGCUUUAGCUUUAUGUUCACUAGCUGAAGCCACACCCACUGAUGAGACCAAAUGGAAUAAAAUGCACAGAGCUGCCAUUUUAGUAUGGUAGACUGAAUACGAAAACCCUUUGGCAGUUUGUUCCUGCUAAUUUUAGUCUGCCAGUGCAGCAGUGAUGUAUAUUACUACCCAUUAAACUUUGCAUUGGGAUUUUGAUAUGAUAUAUUAAGUAUACGUUUUUGUAGGACAAAAAAACCAAGUAGAUUUUAGACAAAACAUAUCUAGAGUAUGAAAAACUGUUGAAGAAUAGAUUUCAUUAAACAUUUACCAGCAAGUCAGUAAAAAUGGAGUUCUUAUACACAGGCAUUCAGCAUAAUUUAAUGUUCUAAAAAUAUUUUUUAAAUUCACCCAAUAAUUACUGUACCUUUUGAGUUUAAAAAAUGCAGCUACUCCUUUACGUAAACAUUAAAAUAUGCCUAUGUUUCUUUUAAUUAUACAGCCUUUUCUUCCAAUAAAUUUCUUGAAUUCUGUGCACAAAAUAUUAUUGCAGCCUGCUAUUUAGCCUAUGGUGCCUUAGAGUUAUUACAAAUAUUUAACAAUAUGUAUAUAUUGUAAAUACUGCCAAAAGAUCAUUAAGGCCAAAUAUUUUCUCUAUUCACUUUUUACUGCACUUGCUUUCUAUUGCUAUUUAAGCCUCCUUUU
Messenger RNA from Terrapene triunguis (Three-toed box turtle), 3626 nucleotides. It is a transcript of the gene PARP8, whose product is annotated as poly(ADP-ribose) polymerase family member 8. NCBI's taxonomy places the organism in Eukaryota, Metazoa, Chordata, Testudines, Emydidae. Gene Ontology annotation, biological process: endoplasmic reticulum unfolded protein response. Gene Ontology annotation, molecular function: NAD+ poly-ADP-ribosyltransferase activity; protein serine/threonine kinase activator activity; kinase binding. The transcript is spliced from 27 exons. The record is from RefSeq and is a predicted model, not a curated record. Gene Ontology annotation, cellular component: nuclear envelope; membrane; intracellular anatomical structure. The coding region runs from base 1 to 2661 and encodes 886 amino acids.